Setaria italica (foxtail millet) is the source of this 1779-nucleotide messenger RNA. RefSeq lists its product as uncharacterized. NCBI's taxonomy places the organism in Eukaryota, Viridiplantae, Streptophyta, Magnoliopsida, Poales, Poaceae. The transcript has 3 exons. Bases 78 to 1451 code for a protein of 457 amino acids. The record is from RefSeq and is a predicted model, not a curated record.
CUCUUCCAUUGUUCCUUCCAUUAUUAGCCAGUCGAGCACUACAGUCGCUUCAAGAUUGAUCGGUGUAGCAGUUCGCCAUGAGGAAGGUGUGCGCUAACCUAGACCGGGAGGACGGUUUGGACACCGUGCUCGAGGUGCCCGUCCCGGAGUCCCACCACGAGCCGUCCGCCCGCGGUGGCCGGCGCCGGCGCCGCACGGUGACCGCGUGGGUGCGGUCGCACAUGGACCAGCGCCACCGGCGAGACGGCGCACCGCCGUCCCGGGCCGACGUGCAGCUCAUGCUCGGCGUCAUCGGCGCGCCGCUGGUACCGCAGCCCGUGGAGGCGAGGAAGGCCAUGGCCGGGAAGGACAUCAAGGAAGAGCCCCUUGAGGUUUCGAAGGCCAAGUACAUCGUGGAGCAGUACGUCGCGGCGGCGGGAGGGGAGCCGGCGCUGAGCGCGGCGACGAGUAUGUACGCGAUGGGGAAGGUGCGGAUGAGGACUGCCAAGGGGCAGAAGGCCAAGACAGGAAUGGGCGUCGUCAACGGCGGCGGCGAGGUCGCCGGCGGCUUCGUGGUGUGGCAGAAGAUGCCCGAGAUGUGGUGCGUGGAGAUGGUGGUGGCCGGCGGCACCAAAAUGAGCGCCGGCAGCGACGGCAAGGUCGCCUGGCGCCAGACGCCCUGGCAGCAAGCCCACGCAUCCCGAGGGCCCCCAAGACCGCUCCGCCGAUGCGUUCAGGGUCUGGAUCCGAAAUCGACGGCGAACCUGUUCUCGACAGCAACAUGGGUCGGCGAGAAGUGCAUCGACGACGAUGACUGCUUCGUGCUCCGCGUCGACGCCGACCCCUCGGCGCUCCGCGCCCGGAGCAGCGCCGACGUUGAGGUCGUCCGGCACGCCGUGUGGGGGUACUUCAGCCAGAGGACGGGGCUCCUGGUCCGCCUUGAGGACAGCCACCUGCUGCGCAUCCACGUGCACGGCGAGGCCACCGAGACCGCCUACUGGGAGACCUCCAUGGAGUCGUCCAUCGGCGACUACCGCGCCGUCGACGGCAUCAACGUCGCGCACGCCGGCCGUACCGUCGUGUCGCUGUCCCGUUUCGGCAGCGGCGCCGACGAGGACGACGGCUCCGACGCCGCGCGCGGUAAGAGGACUUGCACGUGCCUGGAGGAGACGUGGAGCAUCGAGGAGGUGGACUUCAACAUCAUGGGCCUGUCCACAGAGUGCUUCUUGCCUCCCAGAGACAUGAUCCCAGCUUGCAACUCUAAACCGGUAGAGAAGGAGCAGCGCAAGAAGGACGCCGUUGCCGUUCCUGUAAAUUGUGCAGCAGGACUUGACGUCAUCAAGAGCAAGAACAGUGAUGGCGGCGUCAGACCAGCGGCAGCGAGAAAGGCGCUUGUUCCGUCGGCGACUGGGCUUGGCUGGUUCGGGCCGGCGAAGGUUGUAGCGGUGGAAACUGUCGACGCCGCCGAGUAAUCAUUUUCGGCCCGCGAGAUAAGACGAUGUUGCAUAGUUCCGGAGGCGUGUGUUGCGGCGCCCCGUCCACUAGCAAGUGAAGACCUGUAUAGUUUUCUUUUCCUCUGCACAGUGCAUAGUAUAGGAGGGCAGUUGAGAACCACGUGGAUUUUUUUCUCCACUAGAGUUCUCGUUUUGCAUAGUCUGCAAAAAGAACAAAAAUUCAUAUGUUGUACGGCGACAAUUAGUGAUUUUCUCCAUCAAGAAUCUUUUUACCAGGCGUUGUCUUGGUAACGAUCGAGUUUCGGCACAGCUGACUACUCGAAUUUCCAAACCAUUCUAUCAACAA